CCCCCCGCCGCGCUCCGCUCCGCUCGGCCGGGCGGGCGGGCGGCCGCGAGCGGAGCGGAUCGGCGCGAACAUGGCGACGGUGCCCGUCUAUUGCAUCUGCCGGCUGCCCUACGACGUGACCCGCUUCAUGAUCGAGUGCGACGCCUGCAAGGACUGGUUCCACGGCAGCUGCGUCGGUGUGGAAGAAGAGGAGGCACCAGACAUCGACAUCUAUCAUUGUCCAAAUUGUGAGAAAACCCACGGAAAGUCGACCUUGAAGAAGAAAAGAAAUUGGCACAAGCAUGAUACCGGCCAGACAACGGAGGUCAAGCCUGUACAGAAUGGGAGCCAAGUGUUUAUUAAAGAGCUUCGAAGUCGGACCUUUCCCAGUGCCGAAGACAUAGUGGUGAAAGUCCCGGGCAGCCAGCUGACAGCAGAGUAUUUGGAAGAGAAGGGCUUUGCAGAGCCCAUCCUGGUCCCCAAGAAGGAUGGGCUGGGCCUGGCUGUGCCUGCACCCACCUUCUACGUCAGCGACGUCGAGAACUACGUCGGGCCAGAGCGGAGUGUUGAUGUCACUGAUGUCACCAAGCAGAAAGAUUGCAAGAUGAAGCUCAAGGAAUUUGUGGAUUACUACUACAGCACAAACAGGAAAAGGGUCUUAAAUGUCACAAACCUGGAGUUCUCUGACACCAGGAUGUCCAGCUUUGUAGAGCCUCCUGAUAUCGUUAAGAAGCUGUCCUGGGUGGAAAAUUAUUGGCCUGACGAUGCUCUGCUGGCUAAGCCCAAAGUGACCAAGUACUGCUUGAUCUGCGUGAAGGACAGCUACACUGACUUCCACAUAGACUCUGGGGGGGCUUCUGCCUGGUACCACGUGCUGAAGGGAGAAAAGAUCUUUUAUCUCAUCAAACCAGCCUCUGCAAAUAUUUCUCUGUAUGAACGCUGGCAGUCAGCAGCAAAUCACAGUGAGAUGUUUUUUGCAGACCAAGUAGAUAAGUGUUACAAAUGCACCGUUAAACAAGGCCAGACACUCUUCAUCCCAUCAGGUUGGAUUUAUGCAACUCUAACACCAGUAGACUGCCUGGCCUUUGCAGGACAUUUUCUACACAGUCUAAGCAUGGAAAUGCAGAUGAGGGCGUAUGAAGUAGAAAGGCGUUUGAAAAUCGUCAGCCUGACUCAGUUCCCCAACUUUGAAACGGCCUGUUGGUACAUGGGGAAGCAUCUACUAGAGAAAUUCAAAGGUUUGCAUAAAGCUGGCCAGCAACCUCCUGCUCAUCUCCUUCAAGGAGCAAAGAUUCUCAAUGGUGCUUUCAGAUCGUGGACUAAAAAACAGGCUUUAGCAGAGCAUGAAGAUGAACUGCCAGAAAACUUCAAACCAGCACAACUUAUCAAGGACCUUGCCAAAGAAAUAAGAUUAAGUGAGAACGCUUCAAAAGCCAGCAAAGCAGACCUGAGUGCCACCCCCACGGCCGAGGAGAUCUGUCCUGUGGAGAAGGAGGAGGCUCCAUCGCCUGCCCAAGCCACCCCUCUGCCCCCACCUGUAGAAAAGCUCCCUAAAAAAAAGACUCCCAAAACUGUGAAAACCCCCAAACAACUCAAGCCAUCCAAACCCCCGAAGCCUCCCAAGCCCCCCAAACCUCCCAAAGCACCGAAAGUGAAGGGAGAAGGCAAAAAGAAAGGAAAGAAGGCAAAGGAGAGCCCUCCACCAGCCAUCCCCAACCUGGACCUGCUGGAGGCACACACCAAGGAGGCUCUGACCAAGAUCGAGACGCCAAAGAAGGGGAAGGCUGCAAAGAAUGUUUUAAGUGUUCCCAAUAAGGAAUCUGCGAGCAAGCAGAAUGAGGUGGAGAAAUUUGAAGUUCGAGAACAAAAUAAAAGCAAAACAGAAGCCAAAUGGAAGUACAAGAACAGUAAACCUGAUUCACUUCUAAAAAUGGAAGAGGAACACAAAUCAGAAAAGACGCCUUUACCAGGAAAUAAAGACAACAAAUUCACAUUCUCUUUCUCUAAUAAGAAGUUGCUUGGUUCCAAGGGAGUCAAAACUCAUCUGAAUACCAGUGUGUUUGGGUCACUACAGAACUUUAAAGAGGACAAAUCCAAACCUGUACGGGAUGAAUACGAAUAUGUGUCAGAUGAUGGUGAACUAAAAAUUGAUGAGUUUCCAAUCAGAAGAAAGAAAAACACUGCAAAAAGAGAACUGCCCUUUUUAUCAGAUAAAAAGGAAGCCCUGCAGCACACUCCUGUUAAGAAGCCGAAGGUGGAGUCAGCACCAUACAAGAGCGAGGACUCAUCAGAUGAAGAUUUGCUUCACAUUGACACAGAGGCAAAGCCAGGACGCAAUUCCAAAGUAAAGAAAGAGAGUGGAAGUUCAGCAGGAAUUCUUGAUCUUUUGCAGGCAAGCAAAGAAGUUGGGGGUUUAGAGUAUAACACCAACAGCCAGCCGCCCGCCUCCCCCAGCACGCAGGAAGCCAUCCAGGGCAUGCUCUCCAUGGCAAACCUCCAGGCCUCAGAGUCCUGCCUGCAGACCUCGUGGGGCACCAACCAGGCGAAGAACAACUCCUUCUCCACACAAAACUCAAAAAAACCUGGUGGCGGUGGCAACAGAAACGCCGGGAAGCGGCUGCUGAAGAAAAGCACAAAGAACAGCGUCGACGUUGAGGACUACGAUGAGGACCAGGACCACCUGGAUGCCUGUUUUAAGGACUCAGAUUAUGUUUACCCUUCUCUCGAAUCAGAUGAAGAUAAUCCAGUAUUCAAAUCCCGAUCAAAGAAAAGGAAAAGUUCAGAUGAUGCCCCUUACAGUCCGACAGCGCGCGUCGGCCCCUCGGUGCCCCGGCAGGACAGGCCGGUGCGAGAAGGCACGAGAGUCGCCUCCAUCGAGACCGGACUCGCCGCCGCCGCCGCCAAGCUGUCGCAGCAGGAGGAACAAAAAGGCAAGAAGAAAAAAAAUACCAAAAAGAAGCUUUCAGCCCCCAACGCAAGCCAAGCGGCUGAGGAAGGCAGCUCCCCCGAGCCGAAGCUGGAGGCACAGGCCAGCAGCCUCACAGACCACGAGUACACCGCAGGAGCCAGCACCUUUGGGGUCGCCCAGCCCAACAGGGGAUCGCAGCCGAUGGCGCCGGGCGUUUUCCUCACACAGAGGAGACCCUCGUCAUCCUCGCAGAACAAUGCCUCCGCCAAAGGGAAGCGUACGAAGAAGGGGAUGGCCACGGCCAAGCAGCGGCUCGGCAAGAUCCUGAAGAUCCACCGGAACGGGAAGCUGCUGCUCUAGUGGCCCCGGGCACACUGCCACCCCGCUGUGGGCCACCACCACAAUAAUCCUUUAACUUUCAGCGGUCGGACUGUACAGAAUCCUGGUAUAAAUAUUUUUUAAUAUAGAUGUCCUUUCUCAGAAUGCUGAGAGCGACUAGCCGCAAAAAGUUAAUACUAAUCUCGGCCACCGAGGAGCGCAUCGGGCGCCCCCGCUCCAGCCCUGGGCCCCUUUCCCUGCCGGGUGGGCACCGCCACUGUGGUGGCACUGCUGCCGUGGUGGCACUGUCGCCGUGGUGGCACUGUCGCUGUGGUGGCAGCGCCGCUGUGGCAGCAUUGCCGCUAUGGUGGCACUGCUGCUGUGAUGGCACUGCUGCUGUGAUGGCAGCGCCGCUGUGAUGGC
Ficedula albicollis (Collared flycatcher) is the source of this 3628-nucleotide messenger RNA. RefSeq names its product PHD finger protein 2 (gene PHF2). Lineage: Eukaryota; Metazoa; Chordata; Aves; Passeriformes; Muscicapidae. The coding region runs from base 71 to 3247 and encodes 1058 amino acids. The record is from RefSeq and is a predicted model, not a curated record. Gene Ontology annotation, biological process: protein demethylation; regulation of transcription by RNA polymerase II. Gene Ontology annotation, molecular function: histone demethylase activity; transcription coregulator activity. The transcript has 22 exons.